Messenger RNA from Sesamum indicum (sesame), 1582 nucleotides. RefSeq names its product AAR2 protein family. Gene Ontology annotation, biological process: spliceosomal tri-snRNP complex assembly. NCBI's taxonomy places the organism in Eukaryota, Viridiplantae, Streptophyta, Magnoliopsida, Lamiales, Pedaliaceae. The record is from RefSeq and is a predicted model, not a curated record.
AGGAGGUUUCUGGAUUUCCCGGGAACGCCAACUAUGGAUGACCAAAAGAACUGGACGGAGUACCAGAAAUUCAACCCGUGAAACCCUAAAAACAGAAAGUGAUUGAAAGCACAAGUUGUUAGCAGUAAUGGACCCAGAGACGGCCUUAGAGUUUGUGAAGCACGGUGCUACGCUUCUUCUGCUCGAUGUUCCUCAGUACACUCUCAUUGGCAUCGAUACCCAGAUGUUUUCAUCGGGUCCUAAUUUCAAGGGUAUCAAGAUGAUUCCCCCUGGCAUUCACUUUGUUUACUAUAGCUCGGCUAACAGGGAAGGCAGUGAGUUCUCCCCAGUUGUUGGCUUCUUUAUUGAUGCCACCCCUUCACAGGUGAUUGUUCGUAAAUGGGAUCAAAACAAAAUGUUGGAAGAGGAGGAAGGGAGAUACUCUGAUGCAGUUAAAAGGCUGGAAUUUGAUAAACAGCUUGGACCAUACACAUUGAGUCAGUAUGGGGAUUGGAAACGCUUAUCCAGCUAUAUCACCAAGGAUACAGUUGAGCGCAUAGAGCCUAUUGGAGGAGAAAUCUCUGUUGCCUGCGAAUCUGAAAUGGUUGGAAAGUUUUCUAAAUCAGCCAUGGAGAAAGCCUUAGCUGAGCAGUUAAAGAGCAGCAAGUUUUCAGCACCUGAAGAGAAAUCACAAAAAAGAGGUUGCUAUUACACUGCAAUUCCACGAGUUGUCAAACAUAAGGGAAUGUGUGGCAAAGAGCUUACUAGUUUAAAUAUUGACAAGACACAGCUGUUGGAAGGGAUACUGAUGAAAGAAUAUGGAGGCGAUGAAGAUGCACUUCUAGCAGAGUUGCAGUUUGCGUUCAUUGCAUUUCUGAUGGGUCAAUCCCUUGAAGCAUUCCUCCAGUGGAAGCUUUUAGUGAGUCUCUUAUUUGGUUGUACAGAAGCUCCUCUUAACACCAGGAGUCAGCUAUUUACCAAGUUUAUUAAAGUCAUUUAUCACCAGUUGAAAUAUGGAUUUUCAAAGGACCAGAAGGAUAUGCCUGAAGGAGUGUCAGCAUUGUUGGAUGAAUCUUGGUUGUCUUCUGAUAACUUUCUGCACCACCUCUGCAAGGAUUUCUUCUCGUUGGUGCUAGAAGCUCCAGUGGUUGAUGGUGACCUUCUCUCUUGGACGAGGAGACUGAAAGAGCUGCUUGAGGACUCUUUGGGAUGGCAAUUUCAGCAGAACAGUGCGGUAGAUGGAAUUUACUUUGAGGAAGAUGAUGAGUAUGCUCCAGUGGUAGAGAUUUUGGAUUGAUAUGGCUGGUUGCAGGAAAGACAUGAACUGAAGUAUAAUCUUGUUUGUACCUUCUAUGAUGGGAGUGCUAGCAUGCUAGUUCUUCUCCACUUCCAAUUAACAGUGAUAUAUACGCAGCAAAUGGUUCUGAUGUGUGUAGCGCACCUACCUUCACUAACGCACGACACGUUAUUUGUCCAGAUGACAGUUUGUAGCAACCUGUAACACCCUUUUGUUGAAGAUAUUCAAGAAUUAUGUUUUAGUUAAUGUACAUUUACCAUAUGUUGUUGCAUCAAUCAAUAUAUAUGAGUCAGUACUUUCUGAUUA